UGGGUUGUGUGUGUCUGUGGGUUGUGUGUGUGUGGGAUGGGGCAACUGUCCCUCAACUGUGUCAUUAUGUGUUGAUGAUAUCUGUUCAAAUUGUUAUCUUGGAGCAGGAAACUCCAGCAGACUGAUUUCCAUAGUGAGCUGAUGUCAUGUAAUGGACACUGACCACGUUCUCUUCCUCCUCCACUCCGCUCUUCCUCCUCCACUCCGCUCCGUCUCGCUCUCGCUCUCUCCUCCACUUGUCUUAUUGAAUUAGCCACUGUGUAGCUAAUGGGGCGACUGUCUAUUAAGUUAGCCGGUCAUUAUCUCUAUGCACUUACAGUCUUGUGAAAAAGUCAACACUGUUGACAGAUACAUGUAACCUAAUUUAACAGAUGGUACUGAAAGGUUUUACUUUGCAAUCAUUUAUCUGUCAAAAAUCAACAGAAAUGCAAUUUCAUAGUGAAGAAAAAAAAUCUGUACUCUCCUAACUUCUUUAGCUGCUAUUGCCCCCCUUGGCAGAGUCUUGUAAAUCGACUCAGAGGAAUUCUUGCUCACUUUUUUUAACGGCACUGCUUCAGAUGUGUCAUGUUCAAGGGCUCUCUUAUAUGCACUGCUUCAGAUGUGUCAUGUUCAAGGGCUCUCUUAUAUGCACUGCUUCAGAUGUGUCAUGUUCAAGGGCUCUCUUAUAUGCACUGCUUCAGAUGUGUCAUGUUCAAGGGCUCUCUUAUAUGCACUGCUUCAGAUGUGUCAUGUUCAAGGGCUCUCUUAUAUGCACUGCUUCAGAUGUGUCAUGUUCAAGGGCUCUCUUAUAUGCACUGCUUCAGAUGUGUCAUGUUCAAGGGCUCUCUUAUAUGCACUGCUUCAGAUGUGUCAUGUUCAAGGGCUCUCUUAUAUGCACUGCUUCCUUCAAGUCCCCCCACAGCAUUUCUUUAGAUCUUGGGAUCAUUGAGAUCUGGGCUUGGACUAAGGACAUUCAAUAACCCUGCAUUUACUAUGUUUGAGCCAUUCUGUCGUAGCUUUGGUGGUUUACUUUGGACCAUUGUUCUGUAAUAAGAUCCAUGUUCAGUUCAGCUUUAGAUUUUUACCCUGAACAUUUCUCUGGUACAAUUAAUGAUGGAAAGUUGGUCAAGCCCUGUGGCUGCAAAGCAGCCCCAAACCAUUAUGCCACGGUCUUUAUUUUUUGGGGUUGCUGUGAUGUUCUUCUGUUCAAAGGCAGUGUUUGUUUUUCAGCCUAACAACCCUCCCAGACUCAUGGGAAUAUAUGAUCUUUCUUCUGAGGGGGUUGGAUAGUCUUUUGAUCAUGGUAUUAUGUACUGGACAACCAUAUAAUUGACGUAAACAGACCAUGUUACUAAUCGUAAUGGGAGGUUGGACCCUUCCGAGUUUCAUCUAAUGAUUUUGUAAUAAUUUUCACUUCUUUUGGUAAAUUUUAAUUCUGAUAGUAAAGGUACUGCAUUUUCUGCAUAAGGAAAUUACAUUUGUGUUUAUUUGAAUUGCAUGAAUUUUGUUUUUGUGAUUUGUAAAAUUUUUGGUAACUUUGUUAAUGAUUGUGGUUAAUGUUUAACUCACAUAUCUAUGUGUCACAAGAAAAACAUUUCCUGGGGUUGUACAUACCAUCUUGGGGGGGGGCACCUAACAUAGCAAGUGUUAAAGAACCCUGGAACUAGAUCCUCCACAUACAUCUCUUGACGAGAAGAAAAGAACAGUGUUAGGGAAGGUUCUUUUCUGCACUGUUCAACCAAUCCAGUGAAUGUGGAGAAAGAAUGAAGACGUUGUGUCGCCAGAGAUACUCUGGUGUCGCCUUGUUAGUGUUCCAAAGCAGAAGUUGUGUCACAGCUUCUCCCUUUCCAUCUCCCCUGAUAACAGGAACUUCCUCUCAUUGGGAACCUUGCAGAGAGUGCAGUAUUGGGGGGCAGCAGAUGGCUAUUUCUUAUCGGGUGUGGUUGUGUUUGGGCCCGGAGCACCCAGGUCCAGUAACAGAUGGACAACUUGCUCUGGUGCCACUGAUAUAAUUCAAUAGCUAUUUAAUUGGAAGCUAGGCUCUGUCUUGCUCUUUUGGUGCAGUAACCAGAGCAGAGAGUAGCUGCCCUAGAUCUGCCUCAGGGCUCCUUCUACUCAGAGUAACCUCAGACUGUAACCUCUUGGAACUCCCUUAGGGGUACUGGGUUUGUUAUGCCUGGGCUACCAGCCUCCCACACUCUAUAUAAAGGAGCUUGCUUUGUCAUCGUGACUGGUGAGUCGUGACAUUGUGACAUCAACCUUGGCCUUACUGGGCCGGAUCAACUAACCCGGGUUCAAGGCUGUUUGAACAUUCACGGCCACUUACUUCACAUAAUGUAGGCUAGACAACAGCAAAGUUUGCUAAAGCAGAAGCAGACUGACGCAAGCCACGGACUUAAAAAUAAACACUUGCUUUCAGACUGUUGGCAAGGCUCCUCUUCAGACAAACUGUAGGCUUAUAGUGUGGCAAAAGUGGAACACAACAAAGCAACACAGUCUUCCUGUAACCCCAGCCAACCCAACACCCACUGUGCUCUCUAGUACAGAUGAUUGCAGCCAUAAGCAGGCUAACGGUAGCGAACAGUGCCCGGGUCUACAGUUCGCUCGCCACCGCUCUUUUGCUCUCCGCGCUUCACAGGCACGGCGGCCAACUUUGUCAUCUUUAAUUCAGGCCGUGGCGGGCAGAGCACCUCCCCAGCCUUCCGCCCACUUAGCUAGUCUGGGCCUUGGAACACCUCCCCAGGGUCCUAGAGCAUACCAGGAACCAACAUCAUUAUUCCACAGAUAUGACCGGGACCCAGACGCUUCACCUGAUGUAUAUAACUUAAGGAUCCUGUUGGGAUUUUCUCUCCCGUGCAGAUGAGGAGGGCAAGAGGUCCACCUGGCUGGGGUAGGGUCGGGUACAUUGGAGAAAGAUUAAACUAGUAUUCUGCCGAUUUCCUCAUCAACGAAGCUUUUGGUAACGGUGCCACUUUCUGAUCCAAAAAAUAGAAUGUUGCCAUUUCUUUAAAAAAAAUGGAAAUAGAAAUGGGUUUAUCCGCAGAAAAUUAUAGGUAGUGCAUUUAUCCUUAGACAGCUCAAUCAAUCAAUUGUAUUUUAUGAAGCCCUUUGUACAUCAGCAGUUGCCUCAAAGUGAUUUCACAGAUACUCAUCCUGAAACCCCAAAGAGUGAGCAACAAGAGUUAAUGCACAGGUAUUUGGGAGAAUCAAGCAACAAGUAUUAUUAAGUACACCUUACUCAAUGAAGUAGCUGUCAGCAGUCUGUUCUAGAAGAGAAAAAUAAUAGUGGAGGGCUUUCAUUAAAUUGUGUUGUUUGAAAGGAGUGCACAGGCAAAGUCUCAUUGCACUUAUGCAAACAGUAUUCACUCUCGAAAGUAUUCACUCCCUUUCGACUUUUCCACAUUUUAUUGUGUUACAACUUGAAAUCAAAAUGUUUGGCCACCAAACAAUACAAAAAGGUCCAUCAUGGGAAAGUGAACAAUAACAAAUUGUUCAAAUUAAUUACAAAUUCAAAACAGAAAAUAAUUGAUUACAUUAGUAUUUACCCCGUUUUAUUAGAUUUUUGGUAGAGGCACAUCUGGACCCAGCAAUUUUGCAAAUCGAAGAACCUUUAUCCUGAUAUUCUUUGAAUGUUCCUUUGUUCCUAAAUGUUGUUAGCAAUUGUACUAAACAAAUGUGGGACCUAACAGAGAAUUGUCUGUUUCACCUGAAACGCCUCAAUUGCACAUAGAUGGACUAUCCAACUAAUUAGAUUACUAUUAAAGACAAUUGGUUGAACCACAGCGCAGCUCGGUUUUAUAUUUGUAAUUCACUUUUCACUUUGACAUUAUGGACCUUUUUGUGAAAGAUGUGCAUUACCUGUUCAAACAUUCUUAAUAAAAUAUUUUUUUUAAAUGUUCCUCUUCCUAUCAUAACAGCUGGACGCUGGCGUUAGCUAGCUAUUAAACUCUCCCUAUCAUAACAGCUGGAUGCUGGCGUUAGCUAGCUAUUAAACUCUCCCUAUCAUAACAGCUGGAUGCUGGCGUUAGCUGGCUGUUAAAAUCACCCUAUCAUAACAGCUGGAUGCUGGUGUUACAUGGCUGUUAAAAUCUCCCUAUCAUAACAGCUGGAUGCUGGUGUUACAUGGCUGUUAAAAUCUCCCUAUCAUAACAGCUGGAUGCUGGUGUUAGAUGGCUGUUAAAAUCUCCCUAUCAUAACAGCUGGAUGCUGGUGUUAGAUGGCUGUUAAAAUCUCCCUAUCAUAACAGCUGGAUGCUGGUGUUAGAUGGCUGUUAAAAUCUCCCUAUCAUAACAGCUUCUUAUCGUAUCAGCUGAAAGCUGGCAAUAGCAAACCAUUAACCACCCUUUGUACUCUUUUCCUGUAAUUUCCGAAGACAGCCAGAGCCAGGUUGCUUUCUUGCUCAGCUCUGUUUCUUUCCUCCUCCUGUUGGGAUUCUAACGGUAGUUUGUGGUAGCCGUUAGUUGUACUACUUAUUGCAAUGCACAGUUUGAGCUCAGUGGAAGUCAAAGGUCAUAAAGCUCCAACCUCCCAUCCAAAUUUCAUUGUCCUUGCGCCAAUCAGUUUGAAAUGUGUCCAUCCUAACUCCUUUACCUGAAAUUAUGGCGAAUGUAACGUUUCAAUCCACAUAGCUUUCCCAGCCACCUCUAUCAGUGAUUUAAUUCAAAGAAGAGAGGAAGGAAGGACGCAUUUUAGUAAGUUUGGAGCGGGGCCCUCUUUCUCUCCUAGUCCUGAUAGCAGGAAACAGGAAACAGGAAGGGCCUGAGCUGGUGUGGGACGGAUAUCCUGUUCCAGAGAGGCCGUCCCCCCUUCACAUCAUCUACUCUCUCUGUCUUUCCCUUUCUGUUUCUCUAGUCCUCGGUCUGCGGUGUGGCUUUAGGUAGCGGUGUUGUCAGAGGUUCUAUGUGUUUGUGGUCUGCCAGUUGUAGUCUGAAGGUGGAACAGGGGUUAUGUGCUGGCACGGAGAUGGGCUGUUUGACAGCGACGACAGCCAGGAGAGUGACCCGGGGGGGCUGUCGGUGCUGGAGCAGCUGGGUCUUGAUCAGAGCUCGGACUUCUCCGACACCACGGUCCAGCAGCGCCUGGACGAGCAGAGGGAAAAGAUCCGCAGGGAGAUCAGGAAGGAGCUGAAGAUCAAGGAGGGGGCUGAGAAUCUCCGUCGGGCCACCACCGAUAAGAGGAACGCCUCCCAGGUGGAUUCCCAGCUGCGGAGCUCCAACCGGAAGCUGGAUGACCUGCACGCUCAGCUGCAGGAGCUGGACGCUCACAUCAUGGUCAAGGGAGGGGACGACGGCAAGGAUGACCCACCCCGUUCCCCGGGGACAGAGAGCCGUUCGUCGGCCAGCAAAGACCGCAUUGCCGCCCUGGAGAGACAGCUCAACAUUGAGCUCAAGGUCAAACAGGGAGCUGAGAACAUGAUCCCAAUCUACGCCAACGGAUCCACCAAGGACAAGAAGAUGCUGCAGACGGCCCAACAGAUGCUGCAGGACAGCAAGACCAAGAUCGACAUCAUCCGCAUGCAGAUCCGCAAGGCCGUGCAGGCGACCGAGCACACGGAUGACAAACAGGGUAACCAGGACCUGUGUGGUGUGGAGCUGCGCAUCGAGGAGCUGAGGCACCACUACAGAGUGGAACACGCCGUGGCCGAGGGCGCCAAGAACGUCCUCCGACUGCUGGGAGCCAACAAGGUCCAGGACAAGAAGGCCCUGUCGGAGGCCCAGUGUCGUCUGAGUGAGGCGUCCCAGCGCCUGGACCUCCUGAAGGACUCUCUGGACCAGCGCCUGGCCGAGCUGCCGGAGGACCACCCCAAGGCCAGCCUCAUCAAGGAGGAGCUCGUCCUGGCCGCCUCCCCGGCCUUCAGCUCCCGCCACGGCGCCCCCUACCUCCGCAACCAGUACAGCACCCUCUGCAAGCCCUCCCCGCUCACCGGAACCCUCCAGGUGCAGUUGCUGGGCUGCAUGGGAGUGUUGGAGGUGGUGCCCGGGCGCAGCAAGGGCAUCCCGGUCGUCCUGCCCUGCCACAGCCCCGGGGAGGGGCGCUCCUUCAUGAACCGCGGCAGCAAGAGCAGCCUGUAUGGGCGCAGCGGCAGCGUGAGCGGCAAGACGCCCAGCAAGACGGACGAGCUCUCCUCGGAGGUGAGCGCGGUUCUGAAGAUGGACAACUCGGUGGUGGGCCAGACGGCCUGGAAGACGGUGGGUGAGCAGGCUUGGGACCAGACCUUCACCGUGGACCUGGAGAGGUCCAGGGAGAUGGAGAUAGCGGUGUACUGGAGGGACUACCGCUCCCUGUGUGCCCUGAAGUACCUUAAGCUGGAAGACUUCCUGGACAACCAGAAACACAGAGUUCAACUGGAGCUGGAGCCCCAAGGCCUGCUGCUGGCUGAGGUGAUAUUCUUCAACCCUGUCAUUGAGAGAGCCCCUCGCCUUCAGAGACAGAAGAAGGUCUUCUCCAAACAGCAUGGCAAGGCUUUCCUGAGGGCACGUCAGAUGAACGUUGACAUCGGAACCUGGGUCCGACUCCUGAGGAACGCUAUCCCCACUGUCAACAACACAGGCACCUACAGCCCCAGCGCACACUCCCUUAACCUGAACUCUGGGGAGAUCUCAGUGGAGAAACUGAAUCUGGACAGCGACUCUCCAGUCAGGCAUGAUUACAAGAGAGACUCGGACAUAAACACCCCGGAGCGGUUGCCUGUUAUCGAGCCCUUCUCUCCCCCAGACCUCACCCCUGACCGCCCCGCCCAAACCCCCCCUCUGAGCAGUAAAAACAAGAAGCCUCUGUGCCUCCAGGACUUCAGGCUGAUCGCCGUUCUGGGCAGGGGACACUUUGGGAAGGUGCUGUUGUCUGAGUAUAAGAAAACAGGAACCAUAUACGCCAUCAAAGCCCUGAAGAAGGGAGACAUCGUGGCCAGGGACGAGGUGGAGAGUCUGAUGUGCGAGAAGCGGAUCUUUGAGACGGUCAACGUCUCCCACCACCCUUUCCUGGUCAACCUGUUUGCCUGUUUCCAGACCCCGGAGCACGUGUGCUUCGUCAUGGAAUACACGGCCGGCGGUGACCUCAUGAUGCACAUUCACUCCGACGUCUUCACGGAACCUCGCGCCGUGUUCUACUCGGCCUGUGUGGUUCUGGGUCUGCAGUUUCUCCACGACCAUAAGAUUGUCUACCGAGACCUUAAACUAGACAACCUGCUUCUGGAUACAGACGGAUAUGUAAAGAUUGCAGACUUUGGACUAUGUAAAGAAGGGAUGGGCUAUGGGGACAGGACCAGCACCUUCUGUGGUACUCCGGAGUUCCUGGCCCCUGAGGUGCUGACCGACACCUCCUACACCAGGGCAGUAGACUGGUGGGGCCUCGGCGUCCUCAUCUAUGAGAUGCUGGUGGGAGAGUCUCCCUUCCCCGGUGAUGACGAGGAGGAGGUGUUCGACAGCAUCGUCAACGACGAGGUCCGCUACCCACGAUUCCUCUCCACGGAGGCCAUCGGAAUCAUGAGAAGGCUGUUGAGGAGGAACCCUGAGAGAAGACUGGGCUCUGGUGAGAAAGACGCUGAGGAGGUGAAGAAACAGCCGUUCUUCAGGGGUUUGGACUGGGAGGCGCUGCUCCAGAGGAAGCUUCCCCCACCCUUCGUUCCCUCCAUCAAGGGCCGGGAGGAUGUCAGCAACUUCGACGAGGAAUUCACCACCGAGCCGCCGGCCCUGACACCACCUCGCGAGCCCCGCACGCUCUCUCGCAAGGACCAGGACAGCUUCCGAGACUUCGACUACGUCUCCGACCUCUGCUAG
Messenger RNA from Esox lucius (northern pike), 7754 nucleotides. RefSeq names its product protein kinase N1a (gene pkn1a). NCBI's taxonomy places the organism in Eukaryota, Metazoa, Chordata, Actinopteri, Esociformes, Esocidae. The coding region runs from base 4926 to 7754 and encodes 942 amino acids. Gene Ontology annotation, biological process: signal transduction; protein phosphorylation. Gene Ontology annotation, molecular function: ATP binding; protein serine/threonine kinase activity; small GTPase binding. The record is from RefSeq and is a predicted model, not a curated record. The transcript is spliced from 23 exons.